GGAGAAAUUAAUUGGGAUUGUCCUUGUUUAGGAGGUAUGGCACAUGGUCCUUGUGGAGAAGAAUUUAAAGCAGCCUUCAGUUGUUUUGUUUAUUCAGAAGCAGAGCCAAAAGGAUUAGAUUGUGUAGAAAAGUUUAAGGCAAUGCAAGAUUGUUUCCGUCUUCAUCCCGAUGUUUAUGGAGAU
This is a messenger RNA of Cokeromyces recurvatus, 183 nucleotides long. RefSeq lists its product as uncharacterized. The transcript is spliced from 2 exons. Gene Ontology annotation, cellular component: mitochondrial intermembrane space. Lineage: Eukaryota; Fungi; Mucoromycota; Mucoromycetes; Mucorales; Mucoraceae. The record is from RefSeq and is a predicted model, not a curated record. The annotation marks the transcript as partial. Gene Ontology annotation, biological process: protein import into mitochondrial intermembrane space. Gene Ontology annotation, molecular function: protein-disulfide reductase activity.